AUGCGCUGCUUUCGAAAAAAGGUGCGUGAUGAAGAAGAAUUCACCCUAACCAGCAGCGUGAGUGAGGAACUCCAGGGAGACAUUUGCAACGAUGGCAAACCGUACGGAAAUGCCGACCCGCAAGAGCAAGUGCCGGAGACAGGUGACAUAACUCAGUUCUUUGGAUCGUUCGUACAACCCAACGCUUCGAUGGUGGGCAACAGUUUCUGCACAACACCAUUUCCCGUCCCGGUUUCAUGGCAUAAUCUAACCUACUCGCUGCAGGGUAGGGUAAUCCUUCACAAUCUCACCGGCACCGCGCUCCCGUCGCGUUGCCUUGCUAUUAUGGGUGCCAGCGGUGCGGGGAAGUCAACGUUCCUCCACGCGUUGUCCGACCAUCUUGCAACCUCCAAGGACCGUAAGCUUGAGGGGAAAAUUCAGCUUGGGGAUGUGGAGUACAGGCAUCAGUACCGCAAGGUGAUGGGUUUUGUGGGUCAAGAUGAUGUGCUUUCAAACAUCUCAACGCCGAAACGGUCCCUCCGCUUUUCUGUCCGCGUGAGGCGUAACCCAGAUCCAGAAACCACCAAACAACAAGUGUCAGACGUAAUGGACGAGCUUGGUCUUCAGCAUUGCCGCGAUACGACUGUCGGGACACCAGGUCUUGUGGCUGGCCUUUCUGGGGGCGAACGCAAACGUUGUAGCAUGGGAGUGGACCUUAUUUGUGACCCGAAAAUCCUGCUUCUGGACGAACCCACUUCCGGGUUGGAUCAUGUCACGUCAGCGAAGGUAGUGCAACUUCUAAACACUAUUGCCCGCAAAGGGCGCACAGUGAUAUACACCAUUCAUCAGCCCUCCGCAGGAGUGCUCAACCACUUUGAUGAUCUGAUGCUGCUCGUCCUUGGACGGUGCGUGUACCACGGGACUAUGGAAGAUUCAGUGGCAUACUUCGAAUCGAUUGGUUACGUCUGUCCUGAGACAUAUACCCCAACCGACUUUUAUAUGACACUAAUGCAGGACUCAGUGCAGGCGAAGGUUCUCAUCAAACAGUGGAAAAGGCACGUAAAAAGGAAGAGAACGCUCCACACGAGGGUUGUAGAGCUGAAUCAUCAACCAUGGACAUCGGACACAGCCAAGUUUCUCCACGGGUAUAUUCAACGGUUCAAGGGAAGUGCUGUGAGCCAGUUUUCGGAGCUUGUUCGCCGUGACUUCACGGAACUCAUACGUAAUCGCACUUUCAUUAUCACAUCUCUUUUCCAAUCAUUGAUCUUCUCAUUGGUGGCUGGCCUUAUUUUCUUCGGUGUCAGUUCAGAUAUGACGGGGAUUCAGGACCGUGAAGGCGUUCUUUUUAUGGUUGUUAUAAACCGUGCGAUGGGACAAACCUAUACCAUGAUGCACCGCUUUUAUGACUUCAAGGCGUUAUAUAUACGUGAACAGCAAGUUGGCUCAUACCCGCCACUCCUCUACUUGCUGUCCAAGACGAUCGUGGAAACUCCCUAUCGGUUAUUGUUUUGUCUUGUCGAAUGCGCAGUUGUUUAUUGGAUGGUGGGCCUCUAUGCAAGCGCGGGCGCCUUCUUCACUUUCUAUGCCGCCAUUGCGCUCCUCAGCGAGGUUGCGGCCAGUUUGGGAUUUUUACUUAGUGCGACCUGCAGUACUUCCGUCGGCGCUACGGGCUUUGCCCCUAUCGUAUUGUUGCCGCUUACUCUCGUUGGAGGACUGUACGCCACCACCGAUCGCAUGCGCCCUUACUGGUACUUCUUGGAGAAGCUCUCCUUCUUUCGACAUGCUUAUAUUCUUGUUCUUCGCAAUGAAAUGAAGCACAUUGACGAGAUUGAGUGUGACGAGAAGACUAAUGCCUCCGGUCUUUGCGGAUACAUCCCAGCGAACGGAAAAGAGGUUCUGGAACUGAAUGGGCUGGAGGAUGGGCAGUCUGAAAACUGGAUCAUGUGGUUGUGCUUGGUGCUCUUCUAUGUUCUGCUGCGCACUGGAAUAUUGGGUGCGUUGUACAAGGCGGCGCGACACAAACUAUAA
Trypanosoma brucei brucei TREU927 is the source of this 2007-nucleotide messenger RNA. RefSeq names its product ABC transporter, putative. Gene Ontology annotation, molecular function: ATP binding; ATP hydrolysis activity; ABC-type transporter activity. The record is from RefSeq and is a predicted model, not a curated record. Bases 1 to 2007 code for a protein of 668 amino acids. The transcript has a single exon. Gene Ontology annotation, cellular component: membrane. NCBI's taxonomy places the organism in Eukaryota, Euglenozoa, Kinetoplastea, Trypanosomatida, Trypanosomatidae.